AAAUUGUUAAUAACACAACUUCAAUAAUAAAAUUAAAUGAUGGCAACUGAAAAGGAAAGGUUGACGUGAGAUUUCAUUUCUCGUUAAUGAUGAACAUCAUACCGAUAAUCAACGGCCCAGAUUCACUCCUCGGUUUUAGGUUCUUGUUUUAUUCAUCUCCCCAAGCCUCGCCGUUUUCCUCUCCACCUACUUGUAACCUGCUCCCAUACCCUUUCUUGCUUCUCUCCUUCUCUCUUCCACUCAGUUACAUACACAGCAUCCCAAAAAAAAAAAAGAAAAAUUAUAGUAAUAAUAAUAAUAAUAAUUAGAAGAUGUUGUUAGGGAAGAGACCUCGUCCUCCAAUGAAGAGAACUACCAGCAUGUCAGAGAUAACCUUCGAUCUCAACACAACCUUGGACGACGAUGACCAAAACAACCCCGUCAAGGGAGGACUUGGGCCGGACCCAUGGACGAAGCACCCACCGCCAGUUGGGUCGAACGGCUUAGAUCAGAGCCGGGUUCGGGCCUUGGUUUCACCCAGAAACCAUAGAAGGCAUUCGGAAGAUUCCGCACACACCCCCGAGUUUUUGCGCGUUUGCUUUCUCUGCAAACGCCGUUUAGUUCCUGGUCGUGACAUCUACAUGUACAAAGGUGACAGUGCUUUCUGCAGUUCAGAAUGCCGAGAAAACCAGAUGAAGCAGGAUGAGCGAAAGGAUAAUAAUAAGUGUGGUUUGGCAUCAAAGAAACAAGUUGCAGCUACCCCUUCUGGGUCUCAAGUUAGAAGUACCAAAGGCGAAACCGUUGUUGCCUUGUAGCUGUGGCAUCUCAGUAGGGUUGAUCCUUUCUUACCUUAUAUUAUUAGAUUUUGUGUUCAUAUACUUUGGCUUCCGCUUUGUUUUGGUUAUUUUUUCCCUUAUGUUGGAGAGUGAGUGUUUUUUUGCUUGUUAAUCAUGUACUCUAGUGAUUUCCGUGGUAGUUUGAACAUGAUGUACGUAAAAGGAAAAAAAAAUAUAUUGUAAAUGAUGGUAUGUUUUUUA
Messenger RNA from Vigna radiata var. radiata (mung bean), 1016 nucleotides. RefSeq lists its product as uncharacterized. The transcript is spliced from 2 exons. The coding region runs from base 312 to 794 and encodes 160 amino acids. Lineage: Eukaryota; Viridiplantae; Streptophyta; Magnoliopsida; Fabales; Fabaceae. The record is from RefSeq and is a predicted model, not a curated record.